AUGGACACGUCGACUGGACUGGACUGGAUAUUCAAGUUUGUCGCACGACGACCGACGCCGGGUUCGAGUUUUAGGAUAGAAGUCUGUCUUGUGCGUCUUAAAGUUUGGAUAAUAACGGCUUGUGCGGGAGUAAAAAAAGAGACAACGUUCGACGUCAUCUUCCGUUAUUGGACUCGAUUCGCCGAUCGCUUCAACCGAGAAGAAUUGGUGAUAAUCGUGGAGGAUAAUCUCGAACGAGUGGCAUGA
Molecule: messenger RNA, 246 nt
Organism: Leptosia nina
Lineage: Eukaryota; Metazoa; Arthropoda; Insecta; Lepidoptera; Pieridae
Source: the annotation of a GenBank genome assembly